Schistosoma intercalatum is the source of this 4004-nucleotide messenger RNA. The record is from the annotation of a GenBank genome assembly. NCBI's taxonomy places the organism in Eukaryota, Metazoa, Platyhelminthes, Trematoda, Strigeidida, Schistosomatidae.
CUGAAACCAAAAUUAGUUUUGGGGAGCGCCGCUCUUAGUCUGUUGCGCAACAAUUUCGCUGGGGAUGGCGGAUGAUGGGAGGAGUUUGGAAGAAGAGAAUCGACAGUUAAAGUCUGCACUGAAAGUGUCUAUGCAGGAGAAGUAUGAAGCAGCUGAAUAUGGCCUUACCCUUUUGGAAACAAAUCAACAACUCAAAAAUCAGCUUGAUGAAUUGGGCGGAAAGUAUGAAGAGUUAGAUCGAGAACUAAAAAUUACUCGCAAGAGUUUAGAGGAACAAAACCUUAUUCAACGUAGACUAAGUAUCGCUGGCUUCCAGGAGGAGGAUGACUUGGUAUCCGAGUCGGCAAACAGGGAACGUGUCUUAAGGAAUCAAGUGCAUGAUUUAGAAGUGGAAUUAAAGGAGCUCAGACUUAAGUACGAGCGGCAAAUGGCAGAGAAUGACACGUUGCACAAAAGGAAUACUGAACAGCAGUCGGCUCAUGAAGAUCUAGAGAAACAGUUUAGGAACCUGAAAUCUGAUAUUAGAGAUGCUAAAGCAAAAGAAGUCCAAAUCUUAAACGAAUAUGAUGACUUGGAGGCAGAAAAUUUAGAGUUACAAAAGACUAUACUUUCCUUAAAAACUAGUCAGGUGGAAUUUGAAAGCGUAAGGCAUGAAUUAAAGCGACUACAAGAGGAAAAUGAUGUUAUACAUGUCCAACUGGAAGAAAUAACUCGUUUAAAGCGGAUGACCGAAAAGUCCUUGGAAGAUGCUUUAGAAUCACUUCAGAUUGAACGUGACCAACGUCAUAAUUUACGCAAGGAACUUGACAGCAGAAUUAUAUCGGAUUCAAUAAGCCACCUCAGCGACUUGCGAAACCUAAACAAUUUGGCAAAUGUUAGCAAGCUUAGUCAACUUCAGGAAAGUAAUACUGAAUGCCAAAAACUAGAUACCAAUGUGUCUACUAAUGAACCUCCUGGAAGUGAUGUGAAGAAUCGAGAGGAAAAUAAGUCUGGUUCUAAGCAUCCUUCGCCAGACGAUCUGCUGACUGAAUUAAGAACUACAGAAAUCGCCAAGUAUGAGGCAGAAUUGGCUCAUAUAGAAGCUGAGAAAAAUGAACUUACGAGAACACUCGAAAUUACCCAGCGAUCUCUUGAGUUGGCUACAAGUGAAGUUUCAAAUAAACAGGAGCGUAUCAAUGGGUUACUGGCUCAGUUAGAUGCAAUUAUGUCCGUCAAAUCAGAAGCAGAUUCUGAAUUCGAAGUCAAAGAAUUGGAAUUAGAAGCACAACCAACUGCAAACUGUAAAAAUGCGAUGGUGGAAUCCUGUAUUUCAAUGACUUCUCAUACCGAUGAAAAUGAAGAUCCAAAUACAAACACACAAAAUGACCUAAAAAGAUUACGUAGAGCUCUACGGCUAAAUGAAAAUCGUUAUUCCGUAGCUUUGCGUCAAAUUGCCAGCAUGCAACAUGAUCUUUGGAGAUAUCAUGAGCGUGAAAAAAUUGAUUCUCGACCUGAACUAGCUUCAGAAGAAUCCUUAAAACAAGAACUGGUUCGCUUACAAGAUAUUUUGGAACAACGUAAUGAGGAAAUAAAAACGCUACAGCAGAAGCUAUCUGAUAACGAACAAACUAUUUGUAAAAAUUAUAGUAAGAUCUGUUCUGUCACGGAAACUUAUAAGCAAUGUCUUAUUGUUCUUAUCGGGAUUUAUAGCUUUGUGUGCUCAGUUAUUAAAGUAUCACCACAUAAACAAGUCGCUUAUGUAGCGGAUCGUUUUAAUAUCCCUCUUCGUAGUGAGAAAGAUUCGUCGGAGAAUUCAGUCGCAUCUGAUCUCGUUGGGACAGAUAAGUCUAUUGAUGAACAGCUGGGACAAGAUUGUGGAAUAAAACCAACAGAAUCUCCCACGUCUAAUACAAAAACAACAACCAGUACUACUACUACCGAAUCUAAUUUCGAAGUGUUAUCCGAAGAAGCCGAUUUGCAUCUUACCGUUGUCACACAACUGCGUCAUCUAGUUAGCACAUUCAAUGAAAAGUAUUCUCAGAUUUCAAAUCAGGUUCCUGGACGUAGCAGUUUAGAUAUUGAAGAGACCCAACAACAAAAUUUGCGUUUAAAAAGUCUAUUGGAGACGAAACGUGAACAAGUACACACAUUGCGUAAUAUGCUGCGAGCCAAUAAAACUACAGCUGAAACCGCUCUAGCAAAUUUAAAACAAAAAUAUGAAAAAGAAAAAAUUAAUGUCAGUUCAACAAUGCAACAGUUACGUAGUGAGUUGAAGACACUUAAAGAAGAUGCUGCAAUGUAUGGUUCUUUACGCGCUGUAUUCUCCCAACGUUAUGAUGAAUACAUGACACAAUUAGAUGAAAUGCAAAGGAAACUAAAUGUAGCUGAAGACGAAAAAAGAACUGCAAAUAGUUUGUUACGCCUUGCUAUUCAGCAGAAAUUAGCUGUUACUCAACGACUUGAAGAACUUGAAGUAGAUCUUUAUCAAAAACAAAAUUUUGACAUUCGUUCUGGCCAACCUCAUCCACCUUAUCAUACUAGUUCAAUUCAACCAUCUCCUAAUUCCCUUUUAUCUAGUCCAAAUCACCAGCACUCUUAUUCUACAUCAAUUCAUAGUCAGCGACAUUCAACUCCACAAAGCUUCCCCCCAAUCGAUCUUUCUACCCUUAGAUCAUCUACCCUUCCGAAUGCUCCUUAUUAUACCGGUUCAAGUCCACAACAUGGAAGUAUGUCGUCUAAUGGCAGUGGUGUAAGAUUAUCAGGUCCAGGAUCCGAUAGAAGCAAAAGGAAUACGCGUUUCAGACGUGAUGGUGUGACCUGAACAUAUUGUCUAUCCAGUCGUCUGUUACAUAUAUAUAUAUAUAUAUAGCCUUCAACCUGUUUUUUCUAUUUAGGCUAUCAUCAGAUGUUUUUUACAUCUCAUUAUGCAUACGCUUGUAUAAUGUUUUAAACAGUUUGUGCUCGUUUAUUGUAAUUAUUUAGAGCUCAAUGUUCUUGCUUCUUCACACAACUUAGUUAACCAUAUAUCGUGAAUUCGGCGAGAAAUUUUAAUCUUUUUACUAGUAUGAUGAAUUGUUUAUUAUGUGCAAUAUAAAUUUUCUUCUUUUCCAAUCGAUCUCUCUAAAAUAUACAUUUUAAUUGUAAGCAGUUAGAGGAUUGUGUCUUUCUUCUUCUUUAUUAAGCGUUAAUUCAUAUCUCUGGACAUUUUCAUAGGAUAUUUAUAUACAUCUCUCUUAACAAUAUCUGUUCACUGAAGAACAUCAAGUUUGAUCACUUACGUGGAUUUCAUGUCUCUCUGGAUGUUUUCGUUUCUUAAUUUUUAUCCAUCUUUUUAUCAUAUCAAGUGUUGCAAUAUCUUAUUAUUCGUUUUUAGUAUGAUAAAACACUCACGUAAAUAUAAAUAGCAUGUUUUUCAUUAUCGUUUUGUUUUACCUAAUUCUAUUUCUACUUUUCCAUAUGUAUAAAGGCACUAAAGUGUACAAUGAAAUUUUCUUUUCUUCCUGUUAUUCUUCGUGUCAGUCCUUUUAAUUUACUUAUGGCGUUCAAAUAGAAUGCUUCAUGGAAAGUUUGGAUUUUUCCUUUGACAAUAAUUUGUUUUUCUUCAUCUUCGUUCUAAAUGUAUGGUGUUAAAAAGUAGCAAUUCGUUCGAAGUCAUUGUUUUUUGGUUUCAUUCAUUUAUAAACCUAUUUAUGUUUGUGAUGGUUUGAUGGAAUCCUGGUGAGGAUUAUUUUUAGUUCCUUAGAAAUGAAGUAAUUCGAUCAUUCGACUCCAUAAAAAAACUAUCGAUUUUAACACCAUAUAAGCUCAUUUACUGGUUUUCUUUCAUCAAGAUGUUUGCUUUUGACCGAAUAAUGCCGUGUGGUUGGCAAGUAUGAAUUGGAUAAUACUUUUAGCUGUAACUCCACGCAACGCUUCACUAAUUAAAACACUCGCAUAUAAAGCAUGUUUCUUAUCGUUGAAGCAUAUAGUGCGUCAAAUGUUUUACAAAAGUUUAUGUGUUUUGAUUCUUUAUGAUAAACAUUCUU